AUGACCUGGCCAAUCUAUGACUUUCGGUAUGAGUAUCGCGAGUACCUGGCCGAGUUCUGGGGCACAUUUAUUCUGGUUCUCUUUGGCGACGGCGUGGUUGCCACAGUAACCUUUAACACAGGAAAUUCUCAAUCAUCCUACCUGGCCAUCAGCUUUGGCUGGGCUAUGGGCCUGACAAUGGCGCUCUAUGUUAGCAUGGGUAUUUCCGGCGGUCAUCUCAAUCCUGCGGUAACUUUUUCUAAUGCCAUAUUUGGAAAAUUCAGGUGGCACAAGGUCCCCGGAUACAUGCUAGCCCAGCUCUUCGGUGCAUUCGUCGCCGCUGCCACACUUUAUGGAAUUUUCAAGGACCAGUUCGACGUGUUUGAUGGCGGCAACCGCCAGCUUUUGGGGGAAUUCGGUACCGGUGGAAUCUGGUGCACAUAUGCCAAGGCCGGUAACGGCAAGUUCUUCUCUGUGUUCUCCGAGAUUGUCAACACCGCUGUCCUGCUCUUUGUCAUUUACGCGAUUGGAGACGACAGAAUGACCCCAGCCAGGGAACAUCUCCCCAUUGCCAUUGGUCUGCUUGUGUUCGCUAUCGGUAACUGCACAGGCUGGGUUACUGGUUAUGCCAUUAACCCGGCGCGUGAUUUCGGGCCUCGUAUAUUCUCGACCAUCCUAUACGGCUCGGAGCCAUUCACUGCUGGCGGCCACUAUUUCUGGGUGCCCACUUUUAUGCCUUUUGUUGGCGCCACUAUCGGUAUCUUUAUAUACCAGUUCUUCAUUGUGCCUGAGGCCAGGAAGAAGAGAGAUUGA
Kickxella alabastrina is the source of this 792-nucleotide messenger RNA. Its product is annotated as aquaglyceroporin 9. The record is from RefSeq and is a predicted model, not a curated record. Gene Ontology annotation, molecular function: glycerol channel activity; water channel activity. NCBI's taxonomy places the organism in Eukaryota, Fungi, Kickxellomycota, Kickxellomycetes, Kickxellales, Kickxellaceae. The transcript has a single exon. Gene Ontology annotation, biological process: water transport; glycerol transmembrane transport. The coding region runs from base 1 to 792 and encodes 263 amino acids. Gene Ontology annotation, cellular component: plasma membrane.